This is a messenger RNA of Homarus americanus (American lobster), 8525 nucleotides long. RefSeq names its product ubiquilin-1-like (gene Ubqn). The record is from RefSeq and is a predicted model, not a curated record. Gene Ontology annotation, cellular component: cytosol. Lineage: Eukaryota; Metazoa; Arthropoda; Malacostraca; Decapoda; Nephropidae. The coding region runs from base 66 to 1862 and encodes 598 amino acids. Gene Ontology annotation, molecular function: polyubiquitin modification-dependent protein binding. The transcript has 10 exons. Gene Ontology annotation, biological process: ubiquitin-dependent protein catabolic process.
AUGUUUCGUCAUUCAGAUUGAUCACAAUUGUGGAGUGUUAUCGUCCUAUAUAACCUUAUUUAACGAUGGCUGAAGGUAGUGAAGGCACCAAAAAGAUCAGCCUGACGGUAAAAACAGCGAAAGAUAAGCAAUCGGUGGAAGUAGAAGAAGAUGCAAGUGUAAAAGACCUACGUGAGGUGGUCAGUGAAAAGUUUAAUGCGGCUCUGGAGCAAGUCUGCCUCAUAUUUGCUGGUAAAAUAUUGAAGGAUGGUGAGAAGCUGAAUCAUCAUAACAUUAAGGAUGGCCUGACAGUGCACUUAGUCAUCAAGGGCGGAUCGAGCGGAGGAACACAACCCAACAACCGUCCCUCCACCUCCACCACAAGCAACCAAGCCACCCCGUCCACAAGCUCAAACACAGCCUCCAACAACCAGGCCAACUCGCCUAACCCCUUUGCUGGGUUGAGUGGGUUAGGCGGCCUCGGUAUGGGCGGACUGGGCGGGCUAGGAAGCAUGGGGAUAGGUAACCCCAACUUUCAAGAGCUGCAGCAACGGAUGCAAAGGGAAAUGCUCGGUAACCCAGAAAUGAUGAGACAGAUAAUGGAUAAUCCCUUCGUCCAGCAGCUGAUGAAUAACCCGGAGUAUAUGCGUGCCAUCAUCACCUCCAACCCACAGAUGCAACAGCUGAUGGAACGCAAUCCUGAAAUUUCUCACAUGCUUAACAACCCAGAGAUGCUGAGACAGACAAUGGAACUUGCCCGAAAUCCUGCUAUGUUGCAAGAGCUCAUGAGAUCUCAUGAUCGAGCACUCUCCAAUCUUGAAUCAAUUCCAGGUGGGUACAGCGCCCUACAGAGAAUGUACAGAGAUAUUCAGGAACCCAUGCUGAACGCUGCACAGGAACAGUUUGGUCCAAAUCCCUUCGCUUCUCUCAUGGGUAACAACAGUGCUGCUGAAGAUGCUGCCCAAGCUGGCCGUGAAAAUAGUGACCCCAUGCCAAACCCUUGGGCACCACGCGGGUCAACACCAGGGUCCACCACGCCAGCCACAACUUCGUCAAGCACAAGCACCGCCAACACGACAUCUCAAAAUACUACCUCUACGUCCUCCAAUUCCACGACUACCCCAGGCUUGGGUGGACUGGGGUUGUCGGGGAUGUUGCAAAGUCCAGGAAUGCAAUCACUUAUGCAACAGAUGAUGGAGAACCCACAGUUGAUGUCAUCUAUGAUCAAUGCUCCAUACACCCAAGCCAUGUUCCAGAGUCUGUCAUCCAACCCAGAAUUAGCUCAACAAAUUAUUGGUUCAAAUCCCUUAUUUGCUGGGAACCAAGUUCUUCAAGAGCAGAUGCGAACUAUGCUACCCACUUUCCUUAAUCAGAUGCAAAACCCCGAGGUUCAGAACUUUAUGAGCAAUCCACAGGCACUGUCAGCAGUGGCUCAGAUACAGAGUGGCUUAGAGCAACUUAGACAAACCUCUCCAAGUCUAUUCAACUCCAUGGGACUAAGCGUACCACCAGUCAUUCCGUCUGCAGGAGGCUCAAAUCAAUCGGCGACAACUUCCUCCACCAGCUCCACUACAUCAACAGCAUCUACAACUACAGGCAGUGCACCUACAGCUACUCCACCAGGCGGUGGUUUGUCUGGACUUGUUCCGGGCACUGAUGCUUUUGCAAAUUUAAUGUCUACUAUGUCGCAGGCACUAACAGGAGGCACCGGGGGUAGUGGUGGAGGAGGUAACCCAGAACAGCAGUAUGCAUCACAACUGGAACAACUGUCUGCCAUGGGAUUCAUUAAUCGUGAAGCAAACCUCCAAGCCCUUAUUGCAACCUUUGGUGACGUGAAUGCAGCAGUGGAGAGGCUACUGGCCCGACUAGAUCACCAAAGCUAAGACCACGCCCUUCUUGUAUGCUAGCCCCCAGAAGAUCCCUGUUCCUGUAUUAGUUUCUUUGUCUUUAUGGGGUGUCUGUAAUUAACCAUGUAGACCCUGUGUUGUUUAUUAUUAUUUUUUUUAUUACUGUAAUUGUCCAAAAAAUUUGUUAUUGAUGAAAUAGUUGUCACUUUCUGUCUUUGAUGAUAAAGUUUGGCAUCUUGUACAGCUAACAGAUGAAUAAUAAUCAUUGGUUAGAAAGUCAUUUUAAGUACAGUACUAUGGAAGUGUGGUUUGAAGCUGGUGUGGUGCACCACCAGUAGUGUGAGAGGAGGCCAUACGUCGCUACACCUUACUAGUUGCUGUAUAUAAAUACUUGUGGCUCACUGUUAAACUUUUUAAAUUAUUUUUUUAGGGUUCAAAGUUUUGAAAUUUUAUUGGAUUAAAGUUUUGUACAUUUUCCUUAAGAUAAUUUUGUAUAGGGAAGUGCCCCAUUAAGAUUAAGCUGAGUAAGCUGUGAGGAAGAUACAGCCCAGAUACUGGAAAACUUGGAUAUUUGGCUUAGGAAGGCUAUAUUUUUUCAGAGGGUUGUUUAUCACUUAUUGAUUUUCACUGACUUAUAUAUAUAUAUAUAUAUAUAUAUAUAUAUAUAUAUAUAUAUAUAUAUAUAUAUAUAUAUAUAUAUAUAUAUAUAUAUAUAUAUAUAUAUAUAUAUAUAUAUAUAUAUAUAUAUAUAUAUAUAUAUAUAUAUAUAUUGUAGGCAUUAGAAUUAAUAUAAUACAGAUUGUGUACAAUUUUAAACAUAAAACAAUAUAUCUAUUAUUAUACAAAACAAAAUAUUACACUGAUUAUGCCUCUUUGAUAUUAAUUUGGUAUUUUCUAAGGUGCUGGCACAGUGGCACAUCUAUUUCUUCUAUCAACUCUGAAAAAUAAAAGCCCUGAAAUGUAGAACAGUUGUCAAAAUCUGUGAUUUAUUUAUAGUAUUCAGUUAGCUUGCUUGAAUACAGUACAGUACCAUAAUGUACAGUAUUCCAGACUACAGGAUGAGAUUCAGUAACAGGUUUUAAAUAUAGCAUGUACCUUAUACCUUUUUUUAGACUUGAUAAUAUAAUAUGUCGACUUUUAUGCCAUUUCCUGACAUUUAACCUUUAGCAGAAGGUAUACUUAAGAGGGGUAUGUCCCUCUGGGUAUAAGAAUAUAUUUCACAUUGGUCUGCAUUAGUAUAAUGUGUGUGUGUGUACAUGUAAGUCUGUGUGCAGUGUACCCAGGUGUGCACGUCUGUGGUGUUUGCAGUUAACGGUAAAAGAGAUUUUGAGAGUUUCAGAUCCCAGACACUUUAAUUAUGAAAAGAAAAUGGAAUGAAUUUAUAUAAAUGGAACAUGAAAGGAAAUAAAAUAAUCUAUUUGCUCUUUCUGGUGUAAAUAUUUUACAUUCCUUGACCCAUCACUACUUCAUUUUUUGUAUAAGUUUUUAAAGUAUGAAAAAUAUUUUCUUGUUUAAGAAUUUGUAUAUAUUUUAUACUUCAGUAGUGAAUAAUAGUAGUAAUAUUUUUGGUCGGUAUAGAUGACAAAGGCACACAUAAAAGAGACUUAUGAAUCCUCUGAUUUGGACCUGGACACUAAAACCAAGGCUGUACUAAACCUAAUGUAACAACAGUGUAACAUAUCCUACCCUACCUAAUUUUGCUUUACCUUACCUUACCCUACCCUAAACUUACGUUACCCUACUCCACCCUACCUUACCUUACCUGCAACCUAAUCUAACCUUACCUGCAGUUUUAGUAAGAUUAUCUAGGUCUUGGUCAGAGGCUUAAUAUUGCCCCAUAUUAUAUAACAUAUGUUUAUUUUGAUCCAUAUUUGUAUUGACCCUAAAAUUUAAGGUUACUUUGUUAUAUACAUGUAGUUGAUACUUUAAGAUGACCUACCGUUAAGUUUUCAAACAUCAAGGAAGUAAGUGAAUUUUUGGAUCACCUGAAGUUUACUGUAGCUCGACCAUCCUAUUUUAUCUGAUUAUUAGACGCCACAGCUUAUUUCACCUGAAGAGUAGGUCCCCAUCAGUUUAUUACAUAUGAAAAUUUGUUUCUCAGCUUAAUGCCUAUGAAGAUUGGACACUCCAAGCCUAUUUCACCUGAAGAUUAGACAUCAUAGCUUCUUUCACCUGAAGAUGAAACUCCCUAACCUAAACGAAUUACUCUAACCUAAUAACCCUGACCUGACAUAAGUAAACUAACCUCAACUAACCACCCUAACCUCAACUAAUGACCCUAUCCUACUCUAACCAACCUUACCUAACUAAACUAACCACCCUAACCUAACUUAACAUUACUUCAUCAGAUAGCAUUAGGAUGGUUUUAUCUUUAGUUGAAAUAAGCUGGGGUGUCUAAUCUUCAAGUCAAAUAAGCUGGGGCAUCUAAUCCUCAGGAGGUCCAAAAAGAGUGGUGCAAGACGAGUGUAGAAGGUGGAAAAAUACGUGUUAAUAUGACUGAGAGUGUUGCCUCGAUCCUUCAUACAGCUAAUGCUCUCUGAAAUACUGUACUGUACAUGUAGUGUAUUGAAGUUUGCCUUUUUUUUUGACAAUUUAUUCCACUUGUAUCAUCACAUUGAUAUAAACAAGAAUUAUUUCCUUUAGGUUUCUCUUUAUUAAAAAAAUAUUUGCUAACUGGACCAUAACUGGAUAAUAAAUGUUUUGUUUGAUUUAAUGAAACUAAGAAAUAUAUAAGGACAAUCGGGGAGAUACCAUCACAUAGAUAAAAAAAAUGAAGUUAAAACUUAUCUUUCCCAUAUGACAAUUUUUAAGAUAAAUGAACAGUAGUUAAGGAAAUUGUGACUUAGGAAGCUCUUCACAAACCUAAAUUUAUUUUGUGAAGAUAGUUUAUCUAAUCACUCAAAGAUGACCCAUAUGAAACGACAUAGUUCACCAAGUAGUUUACAGUAUACACUUAACGAUGUUUAUACUGAAGUCCUUUGUCAAAUGCGGGUUGGCAGCCCAGACAAGAAGGAUAAUACUUAUCUUAGGGCAUUGAUGUGGUAAGUGGCUGGCUCAAUGCACAGUAAGGUGCACAGCAGAUAACACCUUACCAAGCUUUCCAGGCAUGGACUUGAACCUGAACAUGUCCCCCCUCUAGGGUUCAGUCCAGAGCACCUCCAAUUAAGCUACGGUACCUCGAUAAUUGUUUUCACUCAUUAACGUAUCCCACGAGACGGGAAAUUGACGUACGACCGACAUUUCCUGUAUUGGUUGGUGGAACAUUUUACUGUUAUAUCAAGGCCUGACUAAACCUGAUAUCUAGACAGAAUGAAUGAUAGCAGAUGAGUGAGGAUGUGUGUGUGCGUAUUAAGGCCUCAGUAAACCUUAUACCUAGCCAGAGAAUGAAGAGGGAGUGUUUGUUGGUGUACGUGCCCAUCUUAAGAAAUGACCUCAUGAUAGAAGAGAUGGUGUAUGUGGGUUUAGGAAGUGACAGAUGCUAUAUUACUGAUGUGCUACAAUAAUUGAGUUAUUGUAAAGUUAAAGUGUGCUGUAUUUAUAUGUAUACUAGUUAGUUUACAGUCGAUUCAGAAAACAUCAUGAAAAUAAAUGUGCAAAACAGCUUAAAGUGAAAAACAUAAUUAGAUUUUUGUACAGGCAUAAAAUCUUGAUACAUAGGACAUUUAGAAUUUCAUACUUACUGUAUUAGUUUUAUUAUUUUAAAAGUUUUUGCAUAUGUAUUAUUCUGUUUUGAGUAUAAUUUGGAUUGUAAGUGUAUAUAAGAGUACAAUAUGUUAACGUAAAGAAACCGUCAGCACAAGAAACUUAUUAAAUAGGUUUGUUGAUGAUGAGGAUGAGUUGGUCAUUUUUAGUCCAGAUCAGUACUCGAUAGGAUGAUGCUUGAAAGGAAGAGGCCUAACCAGAUUAAUAGUUUGGCUUAAGUGAAUCAUACUACAGCUGAUUGACAAUUCCCUGUGUAUCUAGUAAUUAACAAGGCGGCAUAGUUGAUUCUUGCUGUACUGUACCUAUAUUGUCAUACACCUUGUUGUACUUAUAGUAAAUAUUGGUUAAUGGUAUCCACUUCCAACAUAUAUUGUCAGUACUGUAUUUUUAAUAUUUACUGUAAGUAGAACAAUGUAAAUAGUAAUAUAGGACACUGGACUAUACUGUAUAACAAAGAACUAUAUUGUUAUAUUUUACGAGUGCAAGGGGGAAUUAAAAUCAUUCAGUUCUUCAGUAGCAAUAACUAAAACUUUCUGACCAACAACAGGAAACUUUUGUAGGAUGAAAAAAGUUUAUCUUGGUUCCAUUUAACAUAAGUGAGUUUACUGUAUCUAUUCUUUACUCUAAAUAUUCUUGAUACUUUCUAGUAAAGUUUGUGGUAGUGACGACAUGAAGAAUAGAAACCCUUGCUUAUUACACCUAAUUAUCAAGUAAGUUUAUCCAACCUUAACUUAACCUAACAUAACAUAACCUAAAACAAUAUUAACCAAACUUAACCAAACCGUUUCAUUAGUGUUAAGGUGGUUAAUCAAGUGAAAUAUGUGGGGGGUCUAAUCUUCAUGUGAAUGCAUUACCUGAAAUUUGAACAAGCAGGAAGGAUUAAGGUUAAGAAAGAAUACCCCACACAUAUCUUGCUAAUGUAUUAAAUUUGCCAAAGGAAUGUAUAGAGUGAUUUGUGAAUCCAUAUUGUUCAGUGGUAAAUUAAUAUUGUCUACUGCUGAAGGUGUCUGUAGCUGAGAAGGUCCUAGUGUACUGCUGGGGAGGUCCUUGUGUGCUGCUGGGGAGUUCUCUGACCACUCUAGUUUGUUUGAUCAUUGAGUGAGCAUCUGAGCAAUUGGAGUGAAUUUCUAAAUGUUAAUCACUUCCUUGUUAAUGUUUUAUCAGAACUAAAUGCUAAACUGUGGAACAAAAAUAUGUUAGUAAUGGAUAAUAUGAACCUUAGGCACCCCAGCUUGUUUCACCUGAUGAUUAAACACCCUAAUGCUAACCUAACCUAAUCUAACAACCUAACCAAACCUAACAAUCAUCAGGUGAAAUAAACCGAGUUGCCUAAUCUUCAUAUGACCCAUAGCGCUACACUAUAUCAGUUUUGAUGUGGAAAAAAAAUAUAUUUCUGGUAUUUUUGUAUGGCAGGGGUCUGAUUAGUGUUUUGUGAGGAGAAUACUUUAUUUGGUACACGAUUUUUCUUGGGUUAAUGUAUAUAGUGGAGUCUAAUGGCCUAAGCACUUUAUAUACAGUAAUCUUGUAGCUCAAAUGGGCCCCAGUUUUAAUAGGACCCACCUUAGAUUAAACUAGCCAUCAGGAUUGGGGACUCCUUAAGAUUGGAGCUUAUGAUGACUGGGGCCCCCUUAAGAUUGGAGCUUAUGAUGACUGGGCCCCCCUUAAGAUUGGAGCUUAUGAUGAUGGGGCCCCCUUAAGAUUGGAGCUUAUGAUGACUGGGGCCCCCUUAAGAUUGGAGCUUAUGAUGACUGGGGCCCCCUUAAGAUUGGAGCUUAUGAUGCCUGGGGCCCCCCUUAAGAUUGGAGCUUAUGAUGCCUGGGGCCCCCUUAAGAUUGGAGCUUAUGAUGACUGGGGCCCCCCUUAAGAUUGGAGCUUAUGAUGAUGGGGCCCCCUUAAGAUUGGAGCUUAUGAUGAUGAGGCCCCCUUAAGAUUGGAGCUUAUGAUGAUGGGGGCCCCCUUAAGAUUGGAGCUUAUGAUGACUGGGGCUCAUUCUGGCAGUGUUCAUUGUAAUGGUUAGGUUAGGUUGGCCCAGGUUGUGAGCCAGUUCACCAUCUCGGGAUUGUAAACUUGUCAAAUAUGAAGAUCAAAUUGAAUAAAACUGUCAUAAUAUUGGUAUUAAAUAUGAGCCUCUUUAUAAUAUUGUAUUUUUUUGUUCAUUAUAGGAGUAAAUAUAUCGGGUUACUUAUUAUGUCUUUGUUCUGUAUUUCCUGUAUGGAUAUUGUAAUUUAACCAAAGCAUAACUGUAUUGAGAAUAAAAGGACUACAUGAUUUUCUGUAUUAAGAACAUAUGAUACAUAAUCUGUUACAUAAAUGGUCUCUUGUACUAGAUGACAGGCUACAGUUAGUGCUUGAGUCACUUAACUAUCGAAGAAUAUAAGCUGCUUUAAACAUCAGAGCCACUAUGGGGCGUUAGAUCAUCAAAGAAUAACAUCAUUUAAUAUCUUCAACAUCAAACGUUUCAGGUACUGUACAGUAUGUUUGAUGGUGAAUGUUGAAGGUUGAAGCUUAAGAUGUUGAUGAUAAUGUAGUUCUGCUCGUCUUUAUUUUGGUGUCAGUUUUCCCACAUUCAAGUUCUGCUUCAAUAAAAAGGAACCUAAACAUAAAUUUAUUUAUGGUAAAUUAAUAUUAUUUUUUUUCUUCAUGUAUAAUGUGAUUUUUUCCCUCAGUAUACAUAACCAAUCUACCUGCUGUACUUCACUUUACCCCUGACUUAUUGCCAUGAUCAGAAGCCAACAUGUCGACUGCUUCUUAUGGUUACACAGAGGCCUGCAUGUGAUACUGUGCUUGUGUGUUAUGUAAUGGGUGUAUUUUGCAUCCUUGGUAUGAAAUAUGAACAUCAUUGUAGAAUAAACAUGGUAUGGACAGCUAAAGAGAAUGAUCUACAGUGGUGGAGGGAGAAUGUGUGUUGUUUUUUUAGUCUCAUGGUAAAAAUGUUUUAUGUCAUUGUUAUAAAAUUACAGUAAGAAGAUUGUGGGCAUAAUAAAAAUAAGGAACUUU